UAAAGGGUGAGGUCGGGGGUUCGAACCUCACCAACAACCUAAUUAUGGAGUUAGUGAGAACUCAUAAUGGAGGGGUUGGGGUCGGUGCGCUGCAGCGCUGUGAGCUUGGGUCUACGGACGGGUGGUUUCGCAGGACGGGUUGUUACAUCUUGUAUCCAGGUAAAGAGGAGCUCCCUGAUGACAAAGAGAUGACUAUAUUCGAUCAUCUUGAGGAGCUCAGGGAGAGAAUAUUCGUCUCUGUUUUGGCUGUGGGAGCUGCAGUCACCGGAUGCUUCACCUUCUCCAAAUAUCUAAUAGUGUUUCUUGAAGCUCCUGUCAAAAAUCAGGGUGUACGGUUUCUCCAGCUAGCUUCUUAAUCUCUGUGGUCUAUCGACCAGUACUUUGAGUUUUUGCUAGUUCUUAUGUUCAGCACCGGUUUGUCUUUCCAGGUUCCAGUAACUCAGUUACUCCUGGGACAAGUAGGGGUGGUGUCUGGAGAUCAAAUGCUUUCAAUAUGGAGAUAUGUGGUGGUGGGUGCGGUGGUUGUAGCAGCUGUGGUCACGCUCUCGACAGACCCAGUCACUCAAAUGCUCCUAGCAACGCCGCUUCUGGGGCUAUACUUGGGUGGUGCGUGGAUGGUCAAGCUCACAGGUCGUUGAGGAACUUGGUUUGGCUGUUCAAAGACGAAAUAAAUUCAUGUAUCUUUUGUAGAGUAUACGACUUUUGUAGAGACCACAUUUUGGUUGCCUAAAGUGUUCAUUUGAAUCUUCAUCUUUGAAUGUACACCAGAAAAGUGCAGAGAGGUUAAGGGGAUUCUCGAGAAUCCUGAAAUCUGCACUU
Molecule: messenger RNA, 819 nt
Organism: Raphanus sativus (radish)
Lineage: Eukaryota; Viridiplantae; Streptophyta; Magnoliopsida; Brassicales; Brassicaceae
Product: sec-independent protein translocase protein TATC, chloroplastic-like
Biological process (GO): protein transport by the Tat complex; intracellular protein transmembrane transport
Cellular component (GO): TAT protein transport complex; membrane
Molecular function (GO): proton motive force dependent protein transmembrane transporter activity
Source: RefSeq, a predicted model, not a curated record